Lampris incognitus (smalleye Pacific opah) is the source of this 1401-nucleotide messenger RNA. Its product is annotated as E3 ubiquitin/ISG15 ligase TRIM25-like. NCBI's taxonomy places the organism in Eukaryota, Metazoa, Chordata, Actinopteri, Lampriformes, Lampridae. Gene Ontology annotation, molecular function: zinc ion binding. The annotation marks the transcript as partial. The transcript has a single exon. The record is from RefSeq and is a predicted model, not a curated record.
AUGGCAUCGGCGCAGGAAGAGGAGUUGAGCAUUUUGCAGGAGGAGCUCACUUGCCCAGUGUGCUUGGACAUGUACCGUGACCCCCACCUGCUCCCCUGUGGCCACAACUUUUGUUUGACCUGCCUCUGUCGCCUCAAGCAGCAGGCAGAGCGGGGCCGGUUCCGGUGCCCUGAGUGCUGCGACAGCCACCGUAUCAGCACUACUUUCCAGAAGAACUUCAAGCUUUCUAAUAUCACCAGGGACUUCCGGCGAUGGGGCAGGGCCUUCACCGCUACUGCUUUGGCAUCAACAGAGCCGCAGUUACUCCCUUUGGCGGCACAGCCACGCAAGACCGUAUGCUCUGUCCCAUGUGACUACUGCCCUCUGGCAGGGGCUGAGGCAACGGGCGGGGGACUCGAUGGAAAAGAGGCCCACGGUGCCUCAGGGGAACAGGACACGAUGGUGUCCACGCUGGCUAUUAAGACAUGUCUGAAGUGUGAGGUUUCGAUGUGCCAGGAUCAUGUGAGGCCCCACCUGGAGCUCCCGGCAUUCCGCGAGCACCCACUGACAGAACCGCUGAACGACUUGAGGAAGAGGAAGUGCCCAGAUCAUGAUGAGAUAUACAGAUACUACUGUAUGGAUGAAAAGGUAUGCAUAUGCAAUGCCUGCACAAUUGAGGGAGAUCACUCAGGACACACAAUCAAGACCCUGAAAAACACUAUGAAAGAGUUCAAGGGUGUGCUGGAUAAGCAGAUCUACUGGCUGGAGAGACUGUACAGCAUAGUGGAGAAAAUGCUCCAUGAACAGAAAGAGAAGGAGAGACAGAACAGGAAGUUCCUUGAGGAUUCUGAGCAGUACAUAACUGGACUGGGAAAAGAGAUGAAGGUCAAAGUGGAUGUCUUUGUCUCUACGUUGCUGGACUGGACACAGAUCCACUGCACAUCCAACGGGCUGGCCAUCCAGAAGAACAUGUCCCGGCUCGGCCUGGACCAGGCCCAUCUCCAGGAGGUCCGUGUUGAUAUCGAGGGCCUCAUGGUGGAGAACGACCCUUUCCGCUUCAUAGAAGCAUAUAAGACAGCAGUAAAGCACUGCUGUAGACAGCUAAAGAAGACUAUGUUUUACCCAGAACACGUUGACAUGGAUAAAGAUGUUCUUGGAGCCACAAUGAAAGAGGAAAUGAGGAAAUUUAUCAAUGUGGAACUUCACUCUCCUAUUGUCCACACCAUCAAUUCCCUGUGUUACAAUGAGAAAGAGCAGGAGGAGAACGAAGAGGAAGAGGAGGACGACGAUGAUGAUGAUGACAGCAGCGAAGAGGAGGAAGAAGUGAGGAGUGAGGGAGAGGAAGAAUAUGGGGAACCUGACCAGAGCAAGUCAGCGGACAACAUCUACACCCCAGAGGGCGAGGAGGAAGAUGAGGAUGAU